UUAGCGAUCAGAAAUGAGUGAACAAUCAGAAAAAAAUGGUUCUACUCAAGAGAGACAUGCAGGUCAAAGUUCUCCUGAGAAAAACUGUCACCUCGAGCAGAAGCAACUGCAGCAGAUAGAGCGGCAGUUAAAAUGUUUGGCGUUUCAAAACCCGGGACCACAGGUAGCGGACUUUAAUCCUGAAACAAGGGAACAGAAAAAGAAAGCACGGAUGUCAAAGAUGAAUGAAUAUUUUUCUGUAAAAUGCAAAGUGAUGAAGAAGUAUGACAGAAGCGGCAGGCUUAUCUGCAACGACGCGGAUCUGUGCGACUGCCUGGAGAAGAACUGCCUGGGCUGCUUCUACCCCUGCCCCAAGUGCAACUCCACCAAGUGCGGGCCCGAGUGCCGCUGCGGCCGCCGCUGGGUCUACGACGCCAUCGUCUCCGAGUCCGGGGAGGUCGUCAGCGCCCUGCCGUUCCCCGUCCCCGACUAGGCGCUGCCCUCCGGCCCCCUGGGCCUUCUCUGCGUUUAAGCCAACCUCCUCCUCUUGGGGGAGUUUUAGGGCUUGGGGAAAAUGUUAAAACAGCAACAACAACAACAGCAGACAUCCUUAAAACUCGCGUUCUCCGAAGCCGGAGCGCGGUGUGCGAUGCGCGGCCACCCUCUGACCUUCCGGCUGUGACUCCUCACAGCCCUUGCCCUGUAACCCGAGGACCAGCAGCCGAUGGACGGCAGCGCAGCACCUCCAUCUCUCCUCGGCUCUCAGAAUAAAAAGUCCUCUCCUCUUUGCUGGUACCUGAGAAAAUGUAGUUGGAGGAUUUUCAGCAUUCUGCAGCUGGGAGCUUGUCUUGACACAGAACACAGUAUCGUGAAUUUUUAAUGUCUAGUUACACCCCUAGGAUCUCACACAGCCUCAGUUCUAAAUCAGAAUUGCUAUUUGAAUUAAGAAAAACCUCAGAACCUUGGGACUUGGUACUGUAUACCCACAGUCUCAUUUUCUAUUGUUAGUAUUUUAAUAAUAUUGAAAUUUGGUAUUGGUGAUACUUUAAUUAAAAAUUUG
Messenger RNA from Vicugna pacos (alpaca), 1039 nucleotides. RefSeq names its product ARF like GTPase 14 effector protein like (gene ARL14EPL). The record is from RefSeq and is a predicted model, not a curated record. Gene Ontology annotation, cellular component: intracellular membrane-bounded organelle. NCBI's taxonomy places the organism in Eukaryota, Metazoa, Chordata, Mammalia, Artiodactyla, Camelidae.